GUCCCAACAGUAGAGUGUUUUUACGAUAUUGACAUCCUGCUGGCGUAUCUGUAGAAGUCAGCUGACAAGUCAGAAAGUUACACUUCCUUUCAUUCUUAUCCUGAGUCUGAGUACUGGGCAGCUUGUUCGCAACAUUUCUAGGAGUGUCUAGCAACUGGAUUCCAAGUUCUUAAGGGAGCACACAUUUAAUCUGCUUUGCCUAAUCUUUAUGCAAACUUUGGAUUUGCCAGGAACACUGUUCGAAUAGUGGUAUUUGUGUCUUGUCUCUGAAGGCACACAGGAUGAGUAUGAAUGACUUUGCUGUCCUCAGCACUGGACGAAAGAUGCCCCUUGUGGGACUUGGGACGUGGAAGAGUGAACCUGGAAAGGAUUACCUCUAAUAAGUGUUAACAAAUCCAGGUGAAACAGGCAGUUAUUUGGGCAUUGCAAUCUGGCUAUCGCCACAUUGACUGUGCUCCCAUUUACACAAACGAGCCAGAGAUCGGUGAAGCUUUCCAAGAAAUGCUGGGGCCUGACAAAGCCAUCAGGCGAGAGGAUGUAUUUGUGACCUCCAAACUGUGGAACACUAAACACCACCCAGAUGAUGUGGAGCCAUCUCUGUUAAAAACCUUGAAAGAUCUAAACCUCGAGUACCUGGACCUCUACCUCAUCCACUGGCCAUAUGCCUUCCAACGAGGUGAUAACUCUUUUCCUAGAAAGGAGGAUGGAACCAUACUGUAUGACAACAUUGACUACAAGCAGACAUGGGCUGCUAUGGAAAAGCUUGUGGGGAAGGGCCUUGUCAGAGCUAUUGGACUCUCUAACUUCAACAGCAGACAGAUUGAUGACAUCUUAUCAAUUGCAAAUGUCAAACCUACUGUUUUGCAGGUGGAGUGUCAUCCAUACCUUGCACAGGUUAAGCUGCUAGCUCACUGCCGGGAUAAGGGUUUGGUGAUGACCGCCUACAGUCCACUAGGAUCUCCUGAUCGAACCUGGAAGCAUCCAGAGGAGCCUGUACUGUUGGAUGAGCCAGCCACUGCUGCACUAGCUAAGAAGUACAACAAGACUCCUGCACAAAUUAUCAUUAGGUGGCAAACUCAGCGAGGAGUAGUGACUAUCCCAAAAAGCAUUGCAGAAUCUCGGAUUAAAGAGAAUAUUGAGGUGUUUGAUUUCACUCUUGAACCUGAGGAAAUGAGUGAAGUGACAGCAUUAAAUAGAGGCUGGCGUUACAUUGUGCCAUCAAUAACUGUUGAUGGUAAGUCUGUACCCAGGGAUGCAGGACAUCCUCACUACCCUUUUAAUGACCCCUAUUAAUUCAUAAUUGUGCAGAAUUAUGUGCCUUGAAAGAUGUUGAUUCACACAUCUUUAUAAUUACAAAUACAAUAAAAACAUUUUCUUACACAUUAAAACAUGUGG
Molecule: messenger RNA, 1395 nt
Organism: Myxocyprinus asiaticus (Chinese sucker)
Lineage: Eukaryota; Metazoa; Chordata; Actinopteri; Cypriniformes; Catostomidae
Product: aldo-keto reductase family 1 member A1-B-like
Exons: 8
Coding region: 502-1293 (263 amino acids)
Biological process (GO): aldehyde catabolic process
Cellular component (GO): cytosol
Molecular function (GO): aldose reductase (NADPH) activity
Source: RefSeq, a predicted model, not a curated record